UCAGUGAAUUUUUCGGAAAGUGUGUUUUGCUUGCAGUGGAUGUUGUUUACUAAUAAAAAAAAGUGUAUUUUACUUGAAAACUUAGUGAUUUUUUGAGUUUGCCUCACCAUGGCGGAUGCAGCGGCUCGUCAGCUUCAGUAUGAAUAUAAAGCGAACUCAAAUCUUGUUCUGCAAGCCGAUGUCCGAUUGAUAGAGAGACCGCGGCGGGAUGAAGCUACAGGAGAGGUGGUGUCUCUUGUGGGUAAGCUUGAGGGCACACGGAUGGGGGAUAGGUACCAGCGUACAAAGCCGGAGAAGACAGAAGAGAGAAAAGCCAAGCGCCAGAAGAGAGAUGAGGCUCAGUAUGAUUUUGAUCGCAUGAAGGGCGCUACUUUGCUCUCUGAAGGAAUUGACGAAAUGGUGGGCAUUGUUUAUCGCCCUAAGACACAAGAUACCCGCCAAACAUAUGAAGUCCUAUUGAGUUUUAUCCAAGAAUCCCUUGGGGAUCAACCUAGAGAUAUUCUCUGUGGAGCUGCAGAUGAGAUUCUAGCUGUGCUGAAGAAUGACAAAUUGAAGGAUCGGGAGAAGAGGAAGGAUAUUGAUUCGCUUCUGGGAAAUGUGACUGAAGAGAGAUUCGCUUUGCUGGUGAAUUUGGGGAAGAAAAUCACAGAUUUUGGAUCUGAGGCAUCGAGUACGAUAAAAGUGGGCGGAGAGGAACAGAUAGAUGAGACUUAUGGGAUCAAUGUGCAGUUUGAGGAAUCCGAGGAGGAAAGUGAUGAGGAUAUUUAUGGGGAAAUUCGCGAGGAAGAUGGUCAGGAUGAGGGAGAAGAAGCCAGAAUUGAUAAUACACUCCAUGCUGAGAAUCUGGGAGGUUCUGAGGAGUCUAAGAAAGAGAAAUCUCUUCAUCCACUUGACAUCGAUGCCUACUGGCUUCAGAGAUGCUUAAGUAAAUUCUACAAUGAUGCCAUGGUAUCCCAGGCUAAGGCAUCUGAAGUCCUGAAGAUCCUCAAGGAUUCCAAUGAUGAUCGUGAUUGUGAAAAUCAAUUGGUUCUUCUGCUUGGCUUCGAUUGCUUCGACUUCAUCAAGAAGCUGAAGAAGAAUCGCGAAAUGAUUCUCUACUGCACAAUGCUGGCAUCCAGUCAGAGUGAAUCCGAGAGGCAGAAGAUCCGGGAGCAAAUGCGUUCGGAUCCAUUGCUGGCAAAAAUUCUCAGGCAACUGGACACUGGGAAGAAUAUUGAUGAAGAUGAUGAUAGUCAUCUAACUCGCCUGCAGAAGAAGUACAAGGAGGAACAGCUGAAGGGAGAGGAGGAAGAUGAGCAAAUGGGAAAGAAUCGAAAAGUGCUAGAACUGGAGGAUCUAAUCUUUGCUGCAGGAUCGCAUUUUAUGGCCAAUAAACGCUGUACACUUCCCGAUGGAUCUUUCCGGAAACAGAGGAAAGGAUAUGAGGAAGUUCAUGUGCCAGCUCUUAAACCCGAACCUUUCGGUAAGGAUGAAGAGCUCGUGCCAAUUGAUAAACUCCCAAAAUACGUUCAGCCGGUUUUUGACGGUUUCAAGACACUAAAUCGCAUUCAGAGUCGACUGUGGAAAUUUGCCCUGGAAUCCGAUGACAAUAUGCUUCUCUGUGCUCCAACUGGAGCAGGAAAGACAAAUGUAGCCCUCUUGACAAUGAUGCGAGAGAUUGGGAAACACAUUAAUGACGAUGGAUCCAUCAAUACGGAAGAAUUUAAAAUAAUUUAUGUGGCUCCAAUGAGAUCUCUGGUGCAGGAAAUGGUGGGAAAUUUCGGAAAGAGGCUCGGAUGCUACAAUCUGAUAGUUUCGGAGUUGACAGGAGAUCAUCAGUUGACAAGGGAGCAAAUAGCAGCCACCCAAGUUAUCGUCUGCACUCCAGAAAAAUGGGAUAUCAUCACGCGAAAGGGCGGAGAAAAGACCUACACAUCCCUCGUCAGAUUGGUGAUAAUCGACGAAAUUCAUCUGUUGCACGAUGAAAGAGGUCCAGUUCUUGAAGCCCUCGUGGCUCGAACACUCCGUAACAUCGAAACAACUCAAGAGGACAUCCGAUUAGUCGGACUAUCAGCCACUCUGCCCAAUUACCACGAUGUCGCUAGAUUCCUCCGAGUCCGUCUCGAUCGCCCCGACAAAGGACUCUUCUAUUUCGACAACAGUUUCCGGCCCGUCGCCCUGGAGCAACAAUAUAUAGGAGUGACAGAGAAGAAAGCCCUCAAGAGAUUCCAAGUCAUGAAUGACAUUGUCUAUGAGAAGACCAUCGAACACGCUGGACGCAAUCAAGUGCUGAUUUUUGUGCAUUCUCGCAAGGAAACAGGAAAGACAGCCAGAGCCAUUAGGGAUAUGUGCCUGGAAAAGGACACCCUAGGCAGUUUCUUGCGCGAAGGAUCAGCCAGUAUGGAAGUUCUGCGAUCGGAGGCAGAGCAAGUGAAGAAUUCGGAAUUGAAGGAGCUUCUGCCGUAUGGCUUUGCAAUUCAUCAUGCGGGAAUGACGAGAGUGGACAGGACACUAGUGGAGGAUUUGUUUGCAGACAGGCAUAUCCAGGUGCUCGUAUCAACGGCUACUUUGGCUUGGGGAGUUAAUCUUCCAGCUCACACAGUUAUUAUCAAAGGAACGCAAGUCUACAAUCCUGAAAAGGGCCGUUGGACUGAGUUGGGGGCUCUUGAUGUCCUUCAGAUGCUGGGUCGAGCUGGUCGACCUCAGUAUGACACAAAAGGUGAGGGUAUCUUGAUCACAAAUCACAGUGAGCUCCAGUAUUACUUGUCCCUGCUGAAUCAGCAAUUGCCCAUUGAGUCACAGUUUGUGUCCAAGAUGCCUGACAUGUUGAAUGCUGAAAUUGUCCUAGGGACAGUUCAGAGUGUCAAAGAAGCGGUCAAUUGGCUGGGAUAUACGUAUUUGUAUAUCCGAAUGUUGCGUCAGCCAACACUCUAUGGUAUUUCCCAUGAUCAGAUGAAGGAGGAUCCGCUGCUAGAGACGCACAGGGCAGAUUUAGUGCACACCGCUGCACUUCAUCUCGAUCGCAGUGAAUUGAUAAAGUAUGACAGGAAAACGGGGAAUUUUCAGGUGACUGAAUUGGGGCGAAUUGCUUCGCACUACUAUUGCACUCAUGACACAAUUAUGACGUACAAUCAACUGCUAAAGCCGACACUGAGUGAAAUUGAGUUGUUUAGGGCUUUUUCACUUUCUGGGGAAUUUAGGAAUAUCACGGUGAGGGAGGAGGAGAAGCUUGAGUUGCAGAAGUUGAUGGAGAGAGUUCCGAUACCGAUUAAGGAGAGUAUUGAAGAGCCAAGUGCUAAGGUUAAUGUUCUGCUGCAGGCUUAUAUUUCUCAAUUGAAAUUAGAGGGGUUUGCUCUCAUGUCCGAUAUGGUUUAUGUGACUCAGUCAGCUUCGAGAUUGCUGAGGGCUAUUUACGAGAUGGUUUUGUACAGAGGAUGGGCACAAUUGGGUGAGAAAUCUCUGACACUGUGCAAGAUGAUUGAUCGGAGAAUGUGGCAGAGUAUGUCACCGCUUAGGCAAUUCCGGAAGAUGCCGGAGGAGAUUGUCAAGAAGAUUGAGAAGAAGAAUUUCCCAUGGGAGAGAUUGUAUGAUCUGGAGCCCCAUGAGAUUGGGGAAUUGGUGAGGGUGCCCAAAUUGGGAAAGACAAUCCAUAAAUUUGUCCAUCAAUUCCCAAAAUUGGAUCUCUCAACGCAUAUUCAGCCCAUUAAUACGUCCACUUUGCGAGUUGAACUGAGUAUCACUCCGGAUUUUCAGUGGGACGAAAAAGUUCAUGGGCAAUCGGAGGCUUUUUGGAUUUUGGUGGAAGAUGUUGAUUCAGAAGUUAUUCUUCAUCAUGAAUUUUUCUUGCUGAAGAUGAAAUACUGUCAGGAUGAGCAUUUGAUAAAGUUCUUCGUGCCGGUUUUUGAACCACUUCCACCGCAGUAUUUUUUGAGAAUUGUAUCGGAUCGCUGGCUUGGAGCGGAAACUCAGCUUCCGGUGUCCUUUAGGCAUUUGAUUCUGCCAGAAAAGAACCUCCCGCCGACGGAAUUGCUCGAUUUGCAGCCACUUCCGAUAACGGCUCUGAGGAAUCCAAAGUAUGAAGCUUUCUACAAUGAUCCCUUGCCACCAUUUCCACGCUUUCCACAAUUCAAUCCAAUUCAGACGCAAGUCUUCAAUGCUGUCUACAACAGCGACGAUAAUAUCUACAUUGGAGCUCCGACGGGAUCAGGGAAGACGACCAUCGCGGAAUUUGCCAUCUUCAGGCUUUUUGCGCAGAAUACAGAAGGGCGGUGUGUCUACUUGGUUUCCAGGGAAGCUCAAGCGGAUCUGAUGUUCAAUGAAUGGCAUUCGCGUUUUGGGCAGAAAUUGGGAUACAAAGUUGUCAAGCUUACAGGAGAAACGGGAACGGAUUUGAAGCUCCUGGCCAAGGGACAAAUUAUCAUAACAACGGCUGAAAAAUGGGAUGUACUCUCCCGUCGAUGGAAGCAAAGGAAGAACGUACAAAACAUCCAACUGUUCAUUGUGGAUGAACUUCAGUUGAUUGGCGGGGAAGAUGGUCCGGUUCUCGAGGUAGUUUGCUCCCGGAUGCGCUAUAUUUCCUCCCAGAUUGAAAAACAAAUCAGGAUUGUGGCCCUUUCUUCCUCCUUAGCCAAUUCUCGCGAUAUUGCUCAAUGGCUUGGCUGCAAUACGAGUGUAACGUUCAAUUUCCACCCAAGCGUUCGUCCAGUUCCACUCGAACUUCACGUACAGGGAUUCAACAUAACGCACCAUGCCUCGAGGAUUGCAGCCAUGUCCAAGCCUGUUUACAAUGCCAUAAUCAAGUAUAGCCCUCACAAACCGGUGAUUGUUUUUGUAUCUUCCCGGAAGCAAGCUAGACUAACGUCCAUUGACAUUCUAACGUACUGCGCAGCUGAAUCUCAAUCCAAUAGAUUCUUCCAUGCUGACAAGGAACUCAUCAAACCCUUCUUGGAUAUGAUGUCAGACAAAACGCUCAAAGAAACCCUCUCUCAGGGAGUUGCCUACAUCCACGAAGGACUAACACAAUCUGAUCAUCGCUUAGUGGAACAGAUCUUUGAAACUGAAGCUGUUCAGGUGGCCGUCGUUACGCGCGAACUAGCAUGGGGCUUGAAUAUCAGUGCUCACUUGGUCAUCAUCAUGGACACUCAGUACUACAAUGGCAAGAAUCAUUCCUACGAGGACUACCCCGUGACGGAUGUAAUGCAGAUGAUCGGCAGAGCAAAUCGUCCUCUUCAUGAUAAAGAUGCCAAAUGCGUUCUGAUGUGUCAGAAUUCCAAGAAGGAAUUCUACAAGAAGUUCCUCAAUGAGAGUCUUCCGGUGGAGAGCCACCUAGAUCACAGGCUCCAUGAUCAUUUCAAUGCAGAAAUCGUGACGAAAACCAUUGAGAAUAAGCAGGAUGCAGUGGACUAUCUCACCUGGACCUUCCUCUAUAGGCGUCUCACGCAGAAUCCCAACUACUACAAUCUGCAGGGAGUCACGCAUAGGCAUCUUUCGGACCAUUUGUCGGAACUUGUGGAGAAUACUUUGUCCGAUCUGGAGCAGUCAAAGUGCAUCAGCAUUGAAGAUGACAUGGACACAUUGCCACUGAACUUGGGAAUGAUUUCAGCUUACUACUACAUCAACUACACAACUAUUGAAUUGUUCAGUUUAUCACUGAACAGCAAGACUAAGAUCCGUGGUCUUUUGGAAAUUAUCUCUUCUGCCGCGGAAUAUGAAGAUAUUGUCGUGCGACAUCAUGAAGAGAAUAUCUUGAGGAGUUUGGCACAGCGUCUGCCAAAUAAACUUGUUGGCCCGAAUGGAGUUAGCCCGAAAUACAAUGAUCCUCAUAUCAAAACAAAUUUGCUCCUCCAAGCUCAUUUGUGUCGGUUCCAACUGGGUCCAGAACUGCAGGGUGACACUGAAUUGAUUCUGGGAAAAUCGAUUCGUUUAAUUCAAGCUUGCGUGGAUGUUCUGAGUUCAAAUGGUUGGCUUUCUCCGGCCGUAGCUGCCAUGGAAUUGGCUCAGAUGGUGACUCAGGGCAUGUGGAGCAAAGAUUCGUACUUGAAGCAGUUGCCGCACUUCACGGCUGACAUCAUCAAACGAUGCACCGAUAAGAACAUUGAGACAGUGUUUGACAUCAUGGAACUGGAGGAUGACGACAGGAGCAGAUUGCUGCAGCUGACGGAUGCCCAAAUGGCCGAUGUAGCCAGAUUUUGCAAUCGCUAUCCAAACAUUGAAUUGAACUUUGAGGUUCUCAAUAAGGAUCGCAUCAAUUCGGGCUCAACGGUCAAUGUGGUGGUGCAGUUGGAGCGUGAGGAUGAAGUAACUGGCCCCGUUAUUGCUCCCUUCUUCCCUCAGAAACGCGAAGAAGGAUGGUGGGUAGUUAUUGGAGAUCCUCGAACAAAUUCCUUGCUCUCCAUCAAACGUCUCACUCUGCAGCAAAAGGCCAAAGUGAAGCUGGACUUUGUGGCUCCGAGUCCCGGACAGCAUGAGUAUACGCUGUAUUUCAUGAGCGAUUCCUACUUGGGAUGCGAUCAGGAGUACAAGUUUUCCAUCAACGUGGGAGACUUUCAGUCAGACAGUGGCUCAGAAUCUGAUUAAAGGUAAAUAUGCAAAGUUUCUCCGGCACGCUACUUGAUUACGUCGCGAUGGUGGAGAUUUUCGAUUUUAGUCAUGAGUCUCCGCAACACGCAAAUUUUGAAUGUGACUUUAGAGAGGCAGAGAAAUAGGAGAUAAUUUUUGUAGAGAGAAAAAUAAACAUUUGAUCUUA
Molecule: messenger RNA, 6724 nt
Organism: Phlebotomus papatasi
Lineage: Eukaryota; Metazoa; Arthropoda; Insecta; Diptera; Psychodidae
Gene: l(3)72Ab
Product: U5 small nuclear ribonucleoprotein 200 kDa helicase
Exons: 6
Coding region: 109-6555 (2148 amino acids)
Cellular component (GO): nucleus
Molecular function (GO): ATP hydrolysis activity; nucleic acid binding; ATP binding
Source: RefSeq, a predicted model, not a curated record